AGAGAGGGGCGGGGCGGUGGCGGGCGGUGAUAGGGCCUGUGGCGGAGCCCUGGCCGUGUGCGGGAUAUCAGCUUGUGGCGAGUGCGGUGCGGCACAAAACAAGAUAAGAUAAGACAGAACAGGACAGGACCAAGUCGGACCGGACAUGGUGGGCUCCAGCGAGACCGGGAAAGAGCCGUGGCGGGGCCGCUACUACCGCCUGGAGGAGGUGCAGAAGCACAACAACAGUCAGAGCACCUGGAUCAUCCUCCACCACCGCAUCUACGAUGUCACCAAGUUCCUGGACGAGCACCCAGGAGGUGAAGAGGUCCUUAGGGAGCAAGCUGGAGGAGAUGCUACUGAGAACUUUGAAGAUGUUGGCCAUUCCACAGAUGCAAGGACAUUGUCAGAAUCCUUUAUUGUUGGGGAACUUCAUCCUGAUGAUAGAUCCAAGCUUCAGAAACCAACAGAAACUCUUAUUACCACUGUUCAGUCUUCUUCCAGUUCAUGGUCCAGCUGGGUGAUCCCAGCAAUAGCAGCGAUUAUCGUGGCCCUGAUGUAUCGUUCCUACAUGUCAGAAUAAGCGCCUUACUGAGAAUUAAUGCAAGAAGAGAAUACAUUCUCUGGGAGAAAAUAUAAGCAAUCCUAGCCCAAUACUUUCCUGGACAAAAGCCUGAUGUCUGAAGAAAAAUUCAAGUUUUUCAGAAAACGGAACAAUUCCUCUUCUGCUGUGCACUUUUCUUGACGUUGCCUUCUUAUAUGCUGCUGUGAAGUGAUAAAAAGGCAUCAUUUCUCUUUUUGUAUAACACUUGUAUUCUCUAAUGAAUUAUUUGAUAACUGUAUUGGUUUCUGUGGUAGGAUAUUAUUUUCUAUGUAACACUGAUUCUGGUUAUUUCUUUUAAUCUGUAAUAGGGUCAUUAGGACUCUCCUGAUGUAUGCAUUUUACAGCUUUAAAAGACUACCAAAACUGUGUACACGUACACAACUUAACUUAAAAAAAUCAUGUUGUCUUUUUAAAUGUAGUAUGAAUGAAAUGCAAGUUAAAUGUAAUGAAUAAAACUGAGUGGAGUUAUGGGUACCUGGAUGUGGGUUGGGCCCUACCAAUCAGCUAUAAUGAGCUGGGUUUUUCUCCAUUUUUUUGACAACUGCUCUUUUAGUUGUUUUAGGUACUCCUACUAGCAAACUGUUCUGUUUGUCUCCCAUAGAAAAAUUCAGGUGAAGUAUGAAACUCACUGUUUGGCCCAAUUAUGUCUGUCUCAUUUUUGUGAAAAAUAGCUCUUUUUUUGAAAAAAGGCAGAAAAAAGUAACUGCUUUUAAUAAAUAGUACUGUUACUGCCAAACACUCAGGUGAUUAGAGAAUUGGUUCUGGAACUUUUAGCCUUCCAUAAAAUCUUCAACUUUGUGAAGUACAUUGUGAGGGGGAAUACUGAUAAAUGAAAUCUGUUUCUGACUCUUCUGUGAUGUGCUUUGGUGCUUUACUAUGAAGAGGAAACUGUUUUCACUGCUGAAUACAAGAUAACUACAAGUUUGCAUUUUGUGGUGAACAUUUUUAGUCAUAUGUAAAUGAUUAUAAAUAAAAGUUUAAUUGCUUACA
Messenger RNA from Parus major (Great Tit), 1573 nucleotides. Its product is annotated as cytochrome b5. Gene Ontology annotation, molecular function: heme binding. The coding region runs from base 146 to 562 and encodes 138 amino acids. The transcript has 5 exons. The record is from RefSeq and is a predicted model, not a curated record. Lineage: Eukaryota; Metazoa; Chordata; Aves; Passeriformes; Paridae. Gene Ontology annotation, cellular component: mitochondrial outer membrane; intracellular membrane-bounded organelle.